Stomoxys calcitrans (stable fly) is the source of this 2040-nucleotide messenger RNA. RefSeq names its product coiled-coil domain-containing protein 13. Lineage: Eukaryota; Metazoa; Arthropoda; Insecta; Diptera; Muscidae. The coding region runs from base 31 to 1893 and encodes 620 amino acids. The record is from RefSeq and is a predicted model, not a curated record. Gene Ontology annotation, biological process: cytoplasmic microtubule organization; non-motile cilium assembly. Gene Ontology annotation, cellular component: centriolar satellite. The transcript is spliced from 4 exons.
AAAGGGUUUCUUUUAAAAACGGAAAAUAACAUGGAUAUAAUUUCCACCCAAGAUCAAGCGGUUUCCACAGAUUUACCGGCAAAACAUAAACCCAAGGAUGAAAAGAAUAUAGAGCAUUUAGAGAGAUCAACAUCGACAACGCGUGGAGAAAAAAAGAAGUCGGAAGGCAAAAAGUUAAAAAAGAAAUUGAUACAAAUCGAAGAACAGAAUGAAUCGUUGUCCAAAAUGAUAAGUGAAAAGAAUUCGGAAAUAGAGGAACUGCGAAAAUCGGUAAAUUCUUUAAAUGAUGUUCUCAAUUCAGUGCCCAUAGAUGAGUUACGUUGCAAUUCAUCUAUUGCCAGUAACAGGCUGUUGGAAUUGAGUAAGAAAAAUCGUCAGUUGAGAGCGGAAUUGGAAACAACAAAGAAUCGUUUGAAUCGCAAGGAAUGGCAAGUACAAAAACUAGAAAAGGAUUUAAAAGUGGCCGAAGAAAAACACAAUCAAAAUGUUGAUUCAAAUAUGAAGAACUCUUCUCCCGGCAAUGAAUUACAAUCAAAAUUGGUUGCUAUGCAACAAAAACUCUUUGAAACCCGCAACAAAAAUAUCGAAUUGACCAACCAGUUAAAGUUAGCCCAAAAAUGUUUGCAACAAGAAACUGGGGAAAAUUUCAAUCUCAACCUUCUGGCAUCCCACUCUACCACAUCUCAGUGGCGUGGUCGGGCCCAGCAAAUAAUAAAUCUCCAACAAAAAGUUCAAGAACUAAAGGAACGUCUUGAGAGUUAUGAGCAACAACAAGCUAAUGGAUACUUUGUUAACUCUCCUGACAUUACGGGUAUGGUACCCAAUGAUGUAUUUCUCAAGAGUGGAGAAAGCAUGCCCUCUAUAUAUCGCCCCAAUGUUCGUCGUAGUGAAUUAGAACAUCGCAACAGAGUCGAGGGCCUAGAAAAAGAAAUCGCCGCUCUGCAAACUCAAUUGGAGGAGGGACAAAAUAAAAUCCUGGCCCUUAAGGUACGCAAUAAAACGUUAAAUGAUGAAAUUUCCCGUUACAAGUUAAAAGCGAAUAACUUGGAGCAACAGAGCGAUUAUAACAACAUUAAUGUGGCCACUAUGAGCGACAAUAUGAAUCAACUGAAACUUGAGUAUGAGCAAAGACUUGCAGAUAUGGCAAGUGAAAUGAAAGAUUUGACAAAGAAAAAUGAAGAAUUGGCACAUUUGGAGGGAAAUCUAAGAGAUACAUUAGAUGAAAGGGAGGCUUCUCUAGCUAGUAAAGAUGAAGAAAUUUCGGAGUUGAAAACGGUCAUUAAGAAAUUGGAAGAUGAUAUGAAAGCAUUGUGUGGAGAUUUUUUAUUUUCAUGUCGAGAAUUUAGAAAAGAAGAAUUUGUGACUAUUUUGGACUCUUUGGAGUCCGAGAAAAACUCCCUGAUGGAACACAUCAAAACUCUUAAUGAGCGCAUUGACAAGGAGCGCAUUAAAAACGAGAAUCUUCUAGAGCAAGUGGGUAAACAAAGAAUUCGUAUAUCACGCCUGGAAGCUAAAGUUCGUGAAAUGGAACGUGAAAUCGAGAUGAGUAAUGAGAAAAAGAAACGAUCUCAGCGUAUAGCUGAAUAUGCUUCCAGUCUAUCGGCAGUGGGAAGCAGCACAUCGCUAAAGUCAUUUAUUUUUGAAAACACCAGCAUGGCAAAAGCUUCUUCAGCCGCCAUUCAUCUUCCAAAUGAUGAUAAUACCAAUGUAGUCGAAUUGAGAAAUCGCUUGGAAUUGGAUACUGAAAAAAUCACUAUCCUUCAGGAGAAGCUUGAGUAUUUGACAAUGGAAAAAGAAAACGACUUGAAGGCUUUUGAAGAAAUUGUAAACAACACCAAGAAUGUAAUAUUAGAAACCAUAAUGGCACAAAGGAAUAGUUUUACUAGCAUGUAGACUAAAUGGGCAACUGAAUGCCAUUUUUAUCAUUUCAUGAACACAUAAUGAAACAUAUUUUAGAUAUUUCUAAUUGAAGACAAUAUUUGAGUAAUGCUUUUAAAUUUAAUAUGUACCUAAAAAUUUGUUUAGAAAUUUUUAUGAAAA